Molecule: messenger RNA, 2058 nt
Organism: Athalia rosae (coleseed sawfly)
Lineage: Eukaryota; Metazoa; Arthropoda; Insecta; Hymenoptera; Athaliidae
Gene: DCP1
Product: mRNA-decapping enzyme-like protein
Exons: 5
Coding region: 204-1562 (452 amino acids)
Biological process (GO): positive regulation of catalytic activity; deadenylation-independent decapping of nuclear-transcribed mRNA; deadenylation-dependent decapping of nuclear-transcribed mRNA
Cellular component (GO): P-body
Molecular function (GO): mRNA binding; enzyme activator activity
Source: RefSeq, a predicted model, not a curated record
GCUUUAGCUCUGUUUUCCAAGCGAGUCUGAUUUCGGGGGUAAAAUAAGUUGAAAUCAGUAUGGCGUCUGAGCGAAGAGCAGCUGCUUGCGUCAUUUCAAAAUAUUGUAACUUUAGCCAAAAGUUCGUUACUUAUGGUUGAUAUUUCUGUGAUAAGAUACUCUUGAGUGUUUCGCUGAACUUUGAAGGCUCGUUAACCGACGUAAUGGCGGAUUUAACAGAGUUAAAAAUGAACGUGGCCGCCUUGAAGCGCGUCGACCCCUACGUAAAGGAUAUUCUUGAGACAGCAACCCAUGUAGCCUUGUACACAUUCAACGCGGAGAAUAACGAGUGGGAAAAAACGGACGUCGAGGGUGCUUUGUUCGUUUAUUCCCGCAAUGGGGAACCCUACAACAGUGUGCUAAUCAUGAACCGAUUGAACACGAAUAACUUGGUUGAACCAGUUACUCAAGGUUUGGAUCUCCAACUGCAAGAACCGUUCCUCCUUUAUAGAAAUUCAAGGUGCAACAUCUUCGGUAUCUGGUUUUAUGAUAAGGAAGAGUGCAUUCGUAUCGCGUCGAUGUUGAAUAAACUUGUCAAAGAGUCUGAACAGAGCAGAAAAUCAUCCAGCAAAACAUUGUCUAAAAGCAAACAGAAUUCAGGAUCAAAUGCUAACAGUGUCGACAUAUUUAGCAUGCUGAGCAAGGCUCAGGAAGAUUUUAACACUAACAGAGGUGGCGUCAAGUCUCCCGGAAAUAACUCCCUGCUAGAAAACAUGGCAGGUCCAUUAUCCGCGCCACUUGGUCCCGACGUGACCUCACAAAGUGUAAUGGACUUUUUUGCCAAAGCCAAGGUAAACCCUGGACAUUUUGCUGACCAACCUCCAACCAGGAAUUCGUGCCCAUCGGGUCCUGUAGUACCUGAGGCAAAACCUUUACUUGCUCGACUGAUGUCUCAUCCUGCUGCACAUACUCUGGAGCACAUUGAAAAGCAGCAGCGUUCGACUACUCCUCAACCAGGACCUCCGUCUCAUUCUCAACCACAACCGCCUACAACUGUCGUUACAAAUAACGUAUCAGGAAGUUCAUCUAUCAGAUCUAAAAAGCGAAAUCGUGUACUUACUACUCAAAUGGAAUCUGCGGUAACCUCCGCCUCAGCUUCAGUGUCCCAAGAUCUCCAGACUUCCACAGAUGCUAAUUCAAAUGAUUCAAGUACUGCUUCCGGAUUUCUCAGGAUACAAUCUCCAACAAGUACCACAUUAAAUAAUCACCAUCAAUCCGGAACUAACUCCACUGCUAACCCCCUUGCAUCUCUGUUUGCACAAGCUACUGGCCCAGCGGUUUCAGAUGAACCAGUGUGUUCUACAGCUACAACCGGUCCAGCAUUAAUACCGCCAGUUAUGUUUGCUGCACCAAGUCCACCAGAUCCAUUGACCAGACCAGUCGAGCCACUGACAAGGAAUCAGCUGCUGCAGGCGUUCAAUUACCUCCUAAGAACUGAUCCAGAUUUUGUGAACAAGCUCCACGAGGCUUACGUCGAAUCAUUUGGAUGUGACGGCCAACUACACACACCACGACUGAUCUAGAGAACAAAACUAAAGCAGUUUCCACAUUACAUCUAUGUACAUAGGUUGGAAUGAGCGUGUAAAGUUCUAAAUUCAUGAUCUUGACUAAACUCAGAGCGAGCUUAUUUCUCAGAGUGAAAAUACAAAUAAAAAAAGAAUAAAGAAAUGAAAAAUCCCCGGACAGUAUUUUUGUAAGUCAAAAUAUUUCCCUGAGACAAAAGUGGAACAGAAAAUAAUCCAAAUUGACGAUGAGGAUUGUUCAGUCCUUGAUUCUCUAUAGCUCGUUGUUAGCUUGCUAUAUGAAACGAAACAAAACAAAAAAAAUGAAAAAAAAAACAAAAAAAAAACUAUAUACAGUUGUGACAAUUUAUGGAAAACUUUAACAUUGAGAGUCCCGCCAAAUAAUGUUUAUCUGUGAUGGGAAUUUAAUCGUAUUGAAACUAGUAUGUUACUUUGAUUAUACCUGUGGAUUGAAAAAAAAGCGCUGGAAGAAUAAUAAACAUUUAAUUACGACUAA